UUAAAAACGUAGCAUACAACACUAUUUAUACAAAGAUUUAGAAAUUGGAACAGAAGGAUGAAAGAACACAGUAUGACCAUGGACUCUGUAUUGUAUCGUUUUUAAAAUCUGAUGGUGUCAUAACUAGCCUUAGGUAACUCGAGGCACUACGGGGAAGAAAGUCAGUAAAGUGAUUCUUAAUAUUAGUAUUACUCACUAUUAACUGGGUUACAGUUCUGUGUGUUGUGCUUUUGAGUGCACUGAAUCUCAGUAUGGCUUCAUCACUAAUUAUUCUGCAGUGCAAGUCGAGGAAUGGACAAAGCAGGCUGAACCAUCUGACCCGAGAGCACACCGUAGCUGACCUAAUCGAAUCUAUUGCUCAAGUUACUGGUUGCAACCCACUUUGCAUAAAAAUACUUGCAGGUUUUCCUCCAAAGCCCCUAGAUAUUUCAGAUAGAUGUAGAAAUCUUGAAAAUCUGCCUAUAAAGUCAGGAGACACUUUGAUUAUUCAAGAAGAAACUUCCCAAAGAAAGGAGAAUCUACCAAAAGAUGAAGAAAAACAAUUGGGAAGAAAACCCCAAGGAAAGGUGAAUCUGCCUAACUUACAAAACCCCAGUGGAAUUUUAAUUCGAAGAGUAGUACCAGCUAAUAAUUCAUGUUUGUUUACAAGUGUAUACUUUGCCAUCUCGGGAGGUGUCUAUGAUACCAAAGUUGGAGAUAUGCUGAGGAAGGUCAUUGCAGAUACUGUCUCUGCCGACAAAGAGACUUACUGUGAGGCAUUCCUUGGAAAAUCAAACAAAGAUUAUUGCAAAUGGAUUUUAAAUAACAACAGCUGGGGUGGUGCUAUUGAACUAUCAAUAUUAAGCAAGUAUUAUAAAGUGGAAAUUGUUGCUGUUGAUACCCAAAAUGUGCGUUUAAAUCGUUUUGGAGAAGAUGCUAAGUACGAAAAUAGAAUUUUUCUCAUAUAUGAUGGCAUUCAUUAUGACCCUCUUAUGUUGGAACCCCUGGAUCACUCGCACAGUGUACAAACAAUUUUCCCCAAAACAGAUGAAUGCGUCCUGCAGAUGGCUAUGGAAAUUGCCCAGGAAGCAAAAUCAAGUCGACAGUUCACUGACAUUCAGAAUUUUUCACUUCGUUGCCUGGUGUGUAGUCAGUGUCUCAAAGGACAGCAAGAGGCACAACAACAUGCUAAAGACACGGGUCACUGCAACUUUGGAGAAAUAUAAACAUAAAAUAUGACAUUUGAGAAACAUCAAGAACAGAUAUCUAUAAACAUAAAAUAUGACAUUUGAGGAACAUCAAGAACAGAUAUCUAUAAACAUAAAAUAUGACAUUUGAGGAACAUCAAGAACAGAUAUCUAUAAACAUAAAAUAUGACAUUUGAGGAACAUCAAGAACAGAUAUCUAUAAACAUAAAAUAUGACAUUUGAGGAACAUCAAGAACAGAUAUCUAUAAACAUAAAAUAUGACAUUUGAGGUACAUCAGGAACAUAUAUCUAUAAACAAAAUAUGACAUUUGAGGUACAUCAGGAACAUAUAUCUAUAAACAUAAAAUAUGACAUUUGAGGAACAUCAAGAACAGAUAUCUAUAAACAUAAAAUAUGACAUUUGAGGAACAUCAAGAACAGAUAUCUAUAAACAUAAAAUAUGACAUUUGAGGAACAUCAGGAACAGAUAUCUGUAAACAUAAAAUAUGACAUUUGAGGAACAUCAAGAACAGAUCUUAUUUUGAAAAUUUUGGUUGAUUUUUUUUUUGCUAUUAAUUAUAAAACAAUGCAAUUGGUAUAACACAGUUAUGAUAUAAAUACUUGACAAGCAAAGGUAAUAGGCUUUAUGGGACAGAUUAAAAGCUAACAAAUUAAAAUACUUGUUCACAUGUUAUGUUAAAACAUAUUAAUUUUUUUUAAAGAGUAAGCUUAUGAAGAAAAACCUUGAACGGAUGGAUACCAAAUGACGUGAGAAGACAACGUCUUUUUGCACUCAUUUAGAUAUAUGAUUGCUAUUAAAUAUCUUUCUACACAGAACACUGAAACAAGAAAACAAAGUAAUUUAAAUUUACCCAGAGAUGAAAAAAAAUGAACUCAAUUUUUUGAAGAAAUGAAGUACAAAUAACCCGUUUUAUUUCAUUUCUCAAUGGAAGUAAAAAACCUUUUUCACAUUUUUCUAGGAGUUGAAACAAGAAUAAUAAUAUUAAAAAGUCAAUUUCUUUACAUUUUUCAAACAAAUUCAGCCCGAUUUCUCACUUCUUGAAUUCACAUAAAUAGGCCUUAUUUUUUCACCAUUGGCUUAAACAAGUCGAUUACUGUGAAAAUCAUGCAUAUUUAAUGUAAAACAUCUCCAUAACCAAUGGAAACGAUACGUUAGUACUGAAUAGUAGAAUUUAAGUGGUUGAGGAAAAUCAGUGAUUCAGAAAUGUUUAGUAAACGUAUGGAAAUGUAAUACUUCGAGGCCAAAGUGGUGAUUUUUUUCCCUCAUUGAUUUCAAUUUGUACAUAUAUAUAUAAAAAUCAGUUUUAACUAUUUACGGGUAUCCGUUUUUGUGUGUUUUUCAUAAUUUGUUGAAGUGUAAACAGCAAUGUACAUUAUAAUUGGGGAAAACGAAACUCAAAAAAAAACGAAAACGUUUUGAAACUAAUGAAGUUGGAAGAGCGAUUGGAUGAUGUAUUUUUUUAACUAUUUUAUAUAAAAAUUAACGUAGUGUACCAUUUUAAAUUACAAUAAGUGUGCUAUUUUGAAUAAAUAUGAAAUAAAUGGA
Limulus polyphemus (Atlantic horseshoe crab) is the source of this 2733-nucleotide messenger RNA. It is a transcript of the gene Yod1, whose product is annotated as ubiquitin thioesterase OTU1-like. Gene Ontology annotation, biological process: protein deubiquitination; endoplasmic reticulum unfolded protein response. The record is from RefSeq and is a predicted model, not a curated record. Lineage: Eukaryota; Metazoa; Arthropoda; Merostomata; Xiphosura; Limulidae. Gene Ontology annotation, cellular component: nucleus; cytosol. Gene Ontology annotation, molecular function: cysteine-type deubiquitinase activity. The transcript has 3 exons. The coding region runs from base 252 to 1205 and encodes 317 amino acids.